AUGUUUCCGACUUCCACGGCAUUGAUGUCCUUUCAGUAUGAACUCCAGCUGGCACAACAGCAACAAGCCAUUCUUCAGCAACAGCAACAACCACAAUUGGCACAGCAACAACAAACCAAUUCCCAGCGGCAGCAGAAUCAGCGUUGGGAUGUUUUUGGCAAUGCAGGCGGCCAACAAGAUGCCGAUCAACUUCUUGUUCAUCAACAUCAGCAGCAGCAGCGAAGGAACCACGAGCUCCGGUUGGAAAUCGAGCGUCUCGAACAGGAGUCCCAACAGCAACAGCAACAGCAACUCGAUAUUCAGCGUAAUCCACUACCGGUUUGCCCUCCCACAAACCCUAUUGAUCAGAGCAAUGACAAAUGCCAGCCUCCAAAGCAAGGCGAAAACCUCAACCAGCAACUCGGGGAUGUUCCUGAAGAACAGCCACCUCCACAUCUUCCUCAGCAGCCACCUGUUAUUCUUGAUGUCGAGCAGCCUUCUUUGUCACCUGCUCAUCAAAACAAACCAGUCAAAAAUGCAAGAAAGUCCAAAGAAUUCUGUGAAAUACCAGGGUGUUGGGAAAAUCACACGGGGACGGAUGCGAAUGGGUGGCACCUUUGUUUUGAUCACAGAAUGCGACAGCCACAGCAGCCAUCAAUCAAUAAUGAUGACGACAAUGGCAAUGGCAAGGACAGUGACAAUGCUGAGCAAAGAAAUAUUGCGAAAAAACGGAAAAGAUCGUUUCGUGCCAAGAAGAUAUUGGAUGCUGGUGGGGUUCUUCGGAUUAAAAAACAAAUGAAGAGUGGGGACGAGCUAUUCCGUCAGUGUCAGAAAUUCAGUAACUUACAGGACGCAAAGUCAGGCGCUGCAAGACAAUCCAAUCAACGCACAAGCAGAAGAACACAGAAGGCAGGUGCUUACGUACCUGGCAAUGACCGCUUGAAGGAUCAUCCAGACCACAAUUUUGACAAAAUCCAGUACCACGAUGAUGACGUCCUGACAGCAAUGAUGGAAUGGGAGGGUCGUGAGAAAAUGCCUGGUAAAAGCAAGAUUGAUGUUUUGGGCGACGGGGAACAUGGGAUAUUCUUGGAAUCCAGUACUCCAUAUGCGAAGGACGGGUUUAUUCAUGACAUUGGUGAGGCCAGCCGUGACAUCGUUUUGAACUAUCACGAUGAGGAGGUGCGACAGAACUUGUUGCAGACCGCAUUGAUAUCCAGUAGAAAAUGCAAAGUUGGUGGCAAUGACGACAAGGCACCAGCACUCUUUCGUGCAGCGGAAGUCCACUACAAUCAACACAGCACUGACGAAAUGCAGUUCAUGAAGGUCCACAAGGAUAAGAUUGGCAGCAUGGUGACAAUCUACGUUCUUGAAGGAAUUUCUUGGAAUUUUGUCGUUCUGGGAGGGCAGAAGGGGGAGAGUGGUGACUUUGAAACGGAUUUUGGGGACUAUCAUGAUUAUGUGGCCUGGAAGAAUGAACUCAAAACUUUGAACGGUCCAGACUUCAAGCUGGUGGAAGAAUAUGAGGUGGAACUCAAGAGGUACAAUGGGCCCAUCAUUGUCUACAAGUUGACCCCUGGGCAGCGACUUAUCUUUGAUGCCUUGGGAUACAACCAUGGUGUCAUUGUCCCAGGCAGCUUCGUGGACAAGGAAGGGAAAAUAACAGCCAACAAACGCUCUGUAAUUGUAUUCCAUGACCUGCUUCCCCAAUGGGAUGGAUUUAAAAAGGUCCAUCGCCACAUUGCCGCUCCCCAGACUGGUGGGACAGAAGAAGGCUCAGGCUCGGGCAGCAAGAGGGGAGGUAAGGCUGCACGCAACGUCAGGAGCAGUAGACGCCGAAAGUCGUAG
Messenger RNA from Seminavis robusta, 1824 nucleotides. The record is from the annotation of a GenBank genome assembly. Lineage: Eukaryota; Bacillariophyta; Bacillariophyceae; Naviculales; Naviculaceae.